Molecule: messenger RNA, 1920 nt
Organism: Dinoponera quadriceps
Lineage: Eukaryota; Metazoa; Arthropoda; Insecta; Hymenoptera; Formicidae
Exons: 11
Coding region: 1-1920 (639 amino acids)
Biological process (GO): protein peptidyl-prolyl isomerization; sensory perception of taste
Cellular component (GO): membrane
Molecular function (GO): peptidyl-prolyl cis-trans isomerase activity
Source: RefSeq, a predicted model, not a curated record
AUGGUGAAGAGCAUUCGGGUGGUCUUAUCGCCGCUCCUGAUUAUUAGUUACGUGUGCGGUCUAAGGAUCGUAGAGUUUCCGAUGGGGUAUCCGAGACCGUGGUUAAGUUAUCUCUAUCACUUAUUGCUGUGGCCUACUUAUUGUUUUCUCAUGACGGAUAUUUGGAUAUUUUAUAUACCUCAUCAUUGGCUGUUUUACAACGCAUUUGUUGCACUGAAUAUAUUAAUGGCUCUACUGACAUUAUUCAUCAGACUCUAUUACGAUAAGAAAUUUAGGAACUGUCUGAGGAAACUCGCUAUCGUGGACGAAACAUUAGAGGAACUUGGGAUAACGACGAAUUAUCAGAAGCUAAACGUAAAAAUGGCGAAAUACAUAGGAUUAAAAUUCGAUCAAGUCAACGAGCAGCUUCAAAGACUGGCGGACGGCGAAUUCACGGAUCGUGAGCGCAGAAUAAAACGGAUUUGGGAGAAUACCGUGAUGCGUUCACAUCAACGAAAAUUCUCGAACGCAUCGAGCAGCGAAUUUAUGGCGUGGAUUGUAACACAUCUUCAUCUGGAAUUAUGUAAAAUAUCCCACGAGAUAAACUCCAUAUUCGAAAUAGAGAUAAUUCUCAAGAUGGCGUGUUACUUCUUCUUUAUAGCAGUGAAUAUAAGGGAACUUUUCUAUAUGUUUUACAAAAAUUAUGCGAUAGACAGAGAAUGGUUUUCUAUCGGCACUGUCACAUUAUGGCUUCUUGUGUACACCUACCGACUCCUGAUAAUCAACUACUCGUGUGACAUAGUCAGCAACAAGGCAAAUGCUACAAAGGAUUUUAUAAGUAAAGUAAUGUAUUCCACUCACAACGCGGAGAUUCGCGAGCUUAUCGUGCAACUUUUGUUGCAAAUUAUACGAGCGCCGUUAAAAUUCUGUGGAGUUGGCUGCUUCCAGCUUGGCUUCAAGUUCUUUCACAAGAGCUUCCGUCGUGGGCCAAUUGUGCCAAAGAUCGAUAACAAAGCCCCGUAUUUCGAUGCGUCUGUCUACUUAAGACCGCUUGAAUUGGAGCAAUAUAUGAUACGAGUCAGAAAAAUAGACAAGGAAAACUUGAAACUAUUGAGGAAAAUGAACGAAAUUCAUCGAAUGGGGGGAAAAGUGGAUUGUUGGGUGCCAGAUAUCGAGUAUAAAUCAAAGUUUGUGUAUCAAGAUCGAGUAAACAAAGAAAUUAUGGCAGAAAAUCGGAAAAUGCUGAAGAAAAUUCGUGAAGCCACUACUGAAUAUCCCAAAUACAAGUCACUAGAGAACUGGAAAAAUCUGCGACGAUUGACAGAACACGGCUCGAGGUUUUUCUCGCCGAUUAAAAAACAGCCCAUUGAGUUGGACGUCGGAAAGCAAUUAGCUUCUCAAAAUCGAACGAGAUGCUUCUUCGACGUUGGGCUCAAAGAAGAGGAUCACAAUUUCGGACGAAUAGUGUUCGAGCUCUACAACGAUAUCGUACCGCGCACAUGCGACAAUUUUGCAGCUUUCUGCCGUGGCGACAACGAAUUGUCAUAUAAGCGCACCCCGUUCCAUCGUAUCGUCGUCGGAUAUUGGUGCCAAGGAGGAGACGUCACCAAGUUCAACGGCACCGGAGGCACCUCGAUAUACGGCGAUUCGUUUGACAACGAGAACUUCGAGCUGCGGCAUGAAGGACCCGGUUUCCUGUCGAUGUGUGUCGCCGACGGCGGCAGAAAUGAUUCCAAAUUCAAUCUCACGUUCAAGCGCCUGGAAACCGUGGACAGGCAUAAUGUCGUUUUCGGCCGAGUGAUUGACGGAAUAGCGAACGUUUCUAAGAUCGAGGAAUUCGGUACGAAAACCGGAAAGCCAAUAAAAUCGGUGAUCGUAUUAAAUUGCGGAGUUCUGCCGGCGAGGCGUACGCACGAAAAGCCAUCCAAACCUCAAAUAUGA